UGGAUUUAUAGCUUCGAAUUACCGAUCCAUUUCUUAUUUAAAAUCUUAGUUAAAUUAAAUAAUGACUUCGCUUAUAUUACUUAAGUCAAUUCUCUUUUCGAAUGCUUUACAAAAAACUAGGAAAAAGAAGAAAAAAGGAAGAAGACCCAUGAACAAGAAAACUAGUCCUGUCUGCAGAAUUUGUUUUAAAGAACAAGGAACUGUGCCAAUAUUUAAUAAUAUACUAUAUCCAAGCAUUCCUAUUGAAAUUAGAAAUUUCUCUGGUGUUACCAUUAAUGAAUCUCAAGACACAUCAAAUUACAUGUGUAAAAACUGCCUUGAUCUAUUGAAUGGAUGUAUCAUGUUCAGGGAGUUGUGUCAAAAAAAUAACAAACAUUUGGUCGAAGUAGCUGUAAAAUCAGAAAACAAAAUUUAUGAGAGGGAUAAAAAACUACAGGAAAGUGUAGAUUCAUAUAAUAUCCCUUCACCGGCCUUUUCCAUCGAUAAUUCAGAAAUUUGGGGUUGUUCUACAUGUAGCACAGCAUUUGAAAAUUUGGAAACAUACAAUACCCAUCUAACGGCAUGUUCCUCUCAAGCUAAUAAAGAUUCGAAAGCUACUGAUGAAGUUAAAGUAAAGAGGAAAUUCCUUUGUGACAUCUGUGGGAAAACUUCACAUUCAAAUGCAAGUCUUCAAAUCCAUAUGAGUACUCAUGAAAAUGUAUUUCCAUUCAAAUGUGAGGUGUGUCCAUACCAAGGACGAACACUGGACUUGCUGAGAGUGCAUAAAAGGUCUCAUAUGGUUGACAAGCCUUUCAAAUGCAGUCAAUGUCCGAAAUCCACAACUACGGCUAGUAAUCUCGCAAAACAUAUGAGACAUGUGCAUAGCAAUACACGGCCAUAUAAAUGUACAUACUGUGACAAAGCAUUCUCAUACCAACAUGAUAUGAAAAGGCACAUCAAAGAUAUACACCUGCGACAGGGAACGGUAGAAUGUGACCUCUGCUUUAAGAAGUUUAACACAAAAAAAAUAUUACAAGGUCAUCGAUCGAAAAUUCACAACAUCAAAGGUGAAAGGCAAGGGCGUCUCCCAUCUUACUUGCAAUGCCAAAUAAUAGAUGAAACCAUUGAAAAUAUUAUCAAUGAUGAUAAUUCCACUUGAGUCUAUAGUAGGGACUCUUGAUCUAUAUCUUCUGAUUCUGAGUUAUAGAAAGAAGUGAUGUAUUAUUAUGA
Chilo suppressalis (striped riceborer) is the source of this 1209-nucleotide messenger RNA. The record is from the annotation of a GenBank genome assembly. NCBI's taxonomy places the organism in Eukaryota, Metazoa, Arthropoda, Insecta, Lepidoptera, Crambidae.